AUGAUACGGACAGUGGUUUGUCUUUUACUUCUGUUUUGCAUUCACGGCAUAAAGGGUCAGUGGGUCAACGACUACCACGACGAUGCGGUGUUGGACUGUCGGGGCAACCAGUUGCUCAGUUCCAUCGGCAGCAUCCACAAGAACAGCUACGAGGACCGCCUCUGGAAGUUUCAGUGUCGGCCCGCCCCGGGACCAGUCUAUGAUUGUGACUGGACAAGUUACCUGAACGAGUUUGACCAAGUUCUCAACUUCACCUGCCCAAGGGAUUACCUCAUCAACGGAAUGAUGAGCUACUUUGACAACCUGUACAAAGAUCGUCGCUUUUUGGUCAAAUGUUGUCGCGUUUACCCGAGAUCCACCACAAACUGCCAUUUUACUGCAAAGUUCGUCAACGACUGGGACAAAGAAAUGAACUUUUCCAUGUUGGUCGGGGAAUGUAUUAAAGGUGUUUACAGCGUCCAUGACAACAGAAAGCAGGACCGGAGAUGGAAAUUUAACAUCUGCAAUCUUGUGUAA
Messenger RNA from Candidula unifasciata, 516 nucleotides. The record is from the annotation of a GenBank genome assembly. Lineage: Eukaryota; Metazoa; Mollusca; Gastropoda; Stylommatophora; Geomitridae.